GUAGCCGCUGGCGAGGCUCAGUUACUCGACAGCAAACACUAGCGCGCCCGGCCUAUUACAGGGGCUGCCCGCUGAAGCCGUCUCGGCCAUCUUUGUCAGCCUCGCCGUUCCUUCUACUUCUCAACAGCUGUCACCGCGAUCCUCCGUUCCGGGUUUCCUUUGUUCACUGUCUCCGUGUCACUGGAAUCUGCUGGCAGCUCUCCAAAGCUUCUCCCUUUGGUUUCUUCUUCCCUUUCCUCCUGGUCGACCAUCUCUCACCAUGGAUCCCAACGACCAACCGCCCGCGGGGCCUGACGCACCUGACAAGGAAACGAUGGAGCAGAUCCGGGCACGGCGUCUGGCCAAGCUGGGCAAGCCCGCAACGCCGAAGCCGGCGGAGAGCAAGCCCCCGGAAGCUGGCAGCUCGACAUCAUCGCCAGCUCCUCCCGAGACAAACGAGGCGAACAAGACCAAGAUCAACAUCACACCGGCGGCGGCCUCGCCGGCUCCAAACCCCUUUGAGCAGCUGGGCGUCGGGUCGAGCAGGCCGGCCGAGGCCGCGAGCCCUACAGCGCCGCCGCCCCCGCGCAAGCCUACGCCCGCACAGGUCGAGUCGGACGAGGACUACGCCGAUAGAGUGCUCAGCCAAAUCUUCCGCAUCACGGCCGAUCCCCACCGGAUGACACAGGGCCACCACCGUCUGACCUUUCUCCCGAACCUCAACCAAGAGCUGGUCGAUUCCGGGGAGCCCCUGAAGCUGUCCGUCAACAACCUGGACCAGGCCAUCAUAGAGGCUUGCAGCAGCUUGCCCCACGACAAGCCCCUGAUGCAGUAUCUGCUGCCGUGCUGGAAGAGAGCCGUGAAAGCGGCUGCGGGGAACAAACAGACAAGUGGCGUCAGGUUCGAGAUUCAUGAGGAGUCGAAGCGCCUUUGCAUGAGCAACUGCCUGUUUGCCGUCACCAUGCCGGUGCUAUAUGGCCGCGAGCCGAAUCCGGAGCAUGACACCAUUGCUCCUUAUCUCUUGAGGAGUCCUAUCGACGAAGAGGGGAUAUGCUUUGACUUCAUCAAAGAAGCAAUCAAGCGAUUUGACGAUGACGAAGCCUUUCCCGCCAUUUUCAACGAUGCCAUGGUCAAGAUCAGCACCCAGCUUGCGGGCAUGUCCAUGGGUGACGAUUAUAAGCCCCAUGUUCAGGCGCUGGUGACAUAUACGCGUUUCCCUAUCCUCAUAACUAAUCUCGCAAAGCACGCUUGCUUUAAGCUUGCCGUGUCCGCCCACAAUAUUGAGAGGAGCACUAUUCUCGGCCCUUUCUUCCGUCUCUCCCCUCUACAGCCAGAAGUGAUCAAGAGCUACUUCCCUGGCUCUCGGACUUUAGACAAGGCCCGUAUCACAAAUGCCCAAGACGCUCUGCGAAUGGUGCUGAGGACGCACCAAGACGACUUGUUCGUCAUCACGAAUGCUUUCAUCCGGGCAGGGCCCGAUACGAGGAACCGCACACUAGACUGGUUCGCUUACAUUCUAAACACGAACCAUAAGCGGAGAGCAAUGCAGGUAGACCCUAGAGAAGUCGCCUCGGACGGCUUCAUGAUGAACGUGACGACGAUUCUGGAUCGAUUCUGUGAACCCUUCAUGGAAAACGACUUCAGCAAAAUAGACAAGAUUGACGUACGGUACUUUAGGAGACAGCCACGAGUCGACAUCAGCGAUGAGACCAAGCUCAACGCCGACCAAGCUGCCGCCGAAAAGUACUAUGCCCAAAAGGAGGAGGGGGAAUCAAACUUCAUCACCGAAGCCUUCUUUUUGACGCUGGCUGCUCAUCACUACGGAAGUGAGGCGCUCAACUCUCAGCUGAAAAACCUCGACCGGGAAAUCAAGUACCUGGAGAAGCAUAUCAGGGCCAUGGAGGCGGAGCGCCCCAAGCUGGCGAAUUCUCCGCACCAGCUGAGGUUGUUUGAGGAGACGCUCAAGCGUCACACCAACGUCCUGGAGAAGACGAUAGCGCUCAAGUACUCGAUAGAGGGCGUUCUUCUUGACGAGAGGAUGCAGAGCACCUCUUUGCGGUUCAUGCGAUAUGUCACUGUGUGGCUGCUUCGAAUCGCGACGGGGGCUGACUAUAAGCCUGGACUCGAAUCUGAGACUAUCAAGUUGCCUAUCGAACUAGGGCACUCUGAUGCCUUUGCGUAUCUUCCGGAGUACACACUUCAAAACAUCGUCGAUAACUUCAAGUUUGUGUUCCGAUGGCUGCCUACCAUUCUUCCUAGCGCGGUGGGAGAAGAAAUGAUUGCCUUGUGCAUCACAUUUCUCCGAUCCUCGGAACACAUCAAAAACCCUUACCUCAAGUCAUCACUGGUGUCUCUGCUCUUCUCCGGCACCUGGCCCUUUAUGCACCUUAAGAGAGGUGUCUUGGGUGACCAGCUCAUCUCCCUCAAGUUUGCCAACGACUAUCUCCUGCACGCCCUCAUCAAGUUUUACAUUGAAUGCGAGUCCACGGGAGCCAACUCACAAUUCUACGACAAGUUCAACAUUCGGUAUGAGAUCUUCCAGGUCAUCAAAUGCGUGUGGGUCAACGACGUCUACAGACAGCAACUCAUCAAGGAGAGCAAGGUCAACCGGGGCUUUUUUGUCCAGUUUGUCAACAUGCUUCUGAACGACACCACUUACGUCCUGGAUGAAGCCUUUACGAAAUUCCCCAAGAUCCGCACCCUCGAGAAAGAACUCGAGGAUCGCAGCCUCUCGACAGAAGACCGGCAGAAGAAGGAGGAAGAGCUGCAGACUCUGGGAAGCCAGGCGACAUCCUACAUGCAGCUGGCCAACGAGACACUCGAAAUGAUGAAGCUGUUUACAAAGACGCUUAGCGAGGCUUUUACCAUGCCCGAAAUUGUGUCGCGUUUGGCGAGCAUGCUGAACUACAACCUCGAGACGUUGGCCGGUAAGAAGGCUGCCGCCGAGUUGAGUGUCUCCAACAGGGAAAAGUACCACUUCCGGCCGAUACAGCUGCUGUCUGAUUUUGUCGACAUUUACCUGAACCUUGGGUCAUCCCGGGUCUUUAUCGAAGCCGUCGCUGCCGAUGGCCGCUCAUACAAGCCAGAGGUUCUUGACCGUGUCUCUCGCAUCCUUUCGACAAAGCACCACAAGGACGCCGCGGACAUUGCCCGGUGGGACAAGCUCAAGCUCAAGUUUAUCGAGGCAAAGGAGCUGCUGGACCAGGCCGAGCUUGACCUCGGAGACAUCCCGCCCGAGUUUGAGGAUCCCAUCAUGGGAGAGCUGAUGAAGGAUCCCGUGCUCCUGCCGAGCAGGCACAUUGUCGAUCGGUCGACGAUUGUGCAGCAUCUGCUGAGCGAUCCGAAGGAUCCGUUUACGCGGCAGCCCAUGUCGAUUGAUGACGCGAUCCCUCAGACGGAGCUGAAGGAGAAGAUUGAGGCGUGGCGGCAGGAGAGAAUUCAAGCAGCCAAGGAGAAGAUGGCGGGAGAAGCCGAGCAGAAGACGGCGGAAGGAGCCGAGCAGAAGACUGCGGAAGAAGCCGAGGCGAAGGCAGCGGGAGAACCCGAGGAUAAGGUGGAAGGCGAAGCUAUGGACACUGCUGAGGGGUAG
Molecule: messenger RNA, 3568 nt
Organism: Trichoderma citrinoviride
Lineage: Eukaryota; Fungi; Ascomycota; Sordariomycetes; Hypocreales; Hypocreaceae
Exons: 9
Coding region: 260-3568 (1102 amino acids)
Biological process (GO): protein polyubiquitination
Cellular component (GO): nucleus; ubiquitin ligase complex; cytoplasm
Molecular function (GO): ubiquitin-ubiquitin ligase activity
Source: RefSeq, a predicted model, not a curated record